AUGAUGCUCACCGCAAACGCCUUCUAUCCUCAGCACAUCUAUACGCCUCCACGGCCCUCGCCACUCUCCGAACGCUCCGCGAAUGCUGUUCCCCGCCCUUUCGCCUUCAACUUCAGCAUGGCCUCACCGGUUCAGAACGAAAAGAAGACUUUAGUGCCGCAGCGCGCAUACAAGCCAAAUCCUGUGGUGCAGAUGCGUGAUGCCGCGACCCAGAGACGACGCGAUUUGUUCUUCAGACGGGUGCAGAAGGAUCGGGAGGAUAAGAAGUGGGAUGCGAGGGGUGAGCAGAUUCAACGUCUCGAUUACAUCUCAGAACGCAAGCGCUGGGAAGCCGAGAAGGUGCGACAAUCUCCACAACUAGCCGACGGGUCUAUCGAGGAAGAAGUCAUGGAGGUAUUUAAGUCUUCAUAUGCACCGAGCAGCGCGCCACCGCAGGAGCAGGAAGUGGAGGAGGCCGACUAUCUCCUCGCGCAAGAGGAAUAUGAGCUUCAAGAUCUGAUCGCUUCGAUGGAAGAAAACCAGGACAACGCGUCACAGCACUAUGGCAGCGACGAUGAGGACUACGACCAGAUCUUCAUGGAAUGCACAUCCACCGCGGAUAUGCAAUCACGGCAGCAGCAGCAAUUUCAACACUCGAAUAACAGCUUGGAGUACGCGGAUGCAAUGGACAUGUCCGAGGACUGA
Trematosphaeria pertusa is the source of this 684-nucleotide messenger RNA. RefSeq lists its product as uncharacterized. The coding region runs from base 1 to 684 and encodes 227 amino acids. The transcript has 2 exons. The record is from RefSeq and is a predicted model, not a curated record. Lineage: Eukaryota; Fungi; Ascomycota; Dothideomycetes; Pleosporales; Trematosphaeriaceae.